Messenger RNA from Salvelinus sp. IW2-2015, 3416 nucleotides. NCBI's taxonomy places the organism in Eukaryota, Metazoa, Chordata, Actinopteri, Salmoniformes, Salmonidae. The record is from RefSeq and is a predicted model, not a curated record.
UUGAGGAAUUUCCUAAAUGUUUUUCCGUGUUAGGUUGAAGGAUGGGAAGGUGGCAGCUGAGGAGUGUUCCCGUUACCAUGUGGACGGGAAUUCCCUGGUGAUCCGGGAUGUGGCGAAGGAGGACGCAGGGAAGUACACUAUCCUGGUGGGAAUCCAAGAACACAGACUCUACCAGAACCUAACGCUCUCUCUUGUGGUCAACGUGAGUCCUGGGAUAGGGGAGAAGGCAGUGUCAGUGCAGGACCCAGGCAGUGUUCCGCGGGGUAGCAGACAAGCCCUGCACUGCACCUCCCACGGAGUCCCCCCUCCUCACAUCACAUGGCUCUGGCACCCCUGCCCCCCCAAAGGCCUGUGUGUGUGUCCUCCGUCCUCCUCAAUGUGGAGCCCCGUAAAAGAGAGGGCCCCCGGCACUUCCACAGACAACCACAUCCUGAGUGUCACACACAGACAGGAAGUCCUCCAGGGGAAGAAUAAGACCGUGGGGGUUUUGAUGGUUGCUGAGGCGUUUGUGUCCGGCGUGUAUCGCUGUAUUGCCUCUAGUUCUGUGGGAAAGGAUGAGCUGGACAUGCCCUUCUAUGUAACAGACGUCCCAGGAGGCUUCAGUGUGAGUCAGGAGGAUGAGCCAAGGGAGGGAGGAGACCUACACCUCACCUGCGUAGCCAAUAAGCACCUGUACACCAAUUUUUCAUGGCAACGGGUGACUGACCCAGCAGAGGCCACACCCCUGACCCCCUCCCUGGGUGGUGAACUGACCUCAGGAGAGUUUUCUGACACUCUGAGUCUAUUGCUUAGCAACCUGACGGCGGGGGAUUCUGGAACCUACCGCUGCUCCGCCCAUCACCUGCUGACGGGACAGAACACACAUCUGGACACACAGGUGGACGUCACAGUACUGGAGGCUCCGGUGCUGUUACAGAAUCUCUCUGACUGCAGCGUGAACAUCAGCAGCUCAGUGACACUCAGCUGCCACGCCCACGGAGUGCCACGCCCAUUCAUCACAUGGUACAAGGACCAACACACACUGCUUCAGGGAUCAGGUAUCGUCAUAGCACAAGGAGGCGAGAACCUCCACAUUGACCGAAUCACAGUGGAGGACCAGGGUCUGUACACCUGCCAGGCAACCAAUGAGAGAGGCUCUGCUGAGAGCUCCGCCUACAUCUGGGUUCACAACUCAUCAGGUGGCCUGUCUCUGGAGAUUCCUACUCUCACCUGUACCUGCCUGGUGGCCACUCUCUUCUGGCUGCUUCUCACUCUCUUCAUACGUAAACUCAAAAAGCCAAACUCUUCGAGUGCCAAGGCUGAGUACCUUUCAAUCAUCCUGGACCCAGGGGAGGGGCCUCUGGAGGAGCAGUGUGAUAGGCUACAGUACGACCCAGGCCAAUGGGAGUUCCCCAGAGACCGCCUCAAACUGGAGAAACCUCUGGGCCGUGGGGCCUUUGGGAAAGUCAUGCAGGCGUCUGCCUUUGGCAUCGACAACUCUACAGGCUGCAGGACUGUGGCUGUCAAGAUGCUCAAGGAGGGGGCUACUCCCAGUGACCACAAGGCUCUGAUGACAGAACUGAAAGUCCUGAACCACAUCGGCCACCACCUGAAUGUGGUCAACCUGCUGGGAGCCUGCACCAAGGCAGGGCCUCUCAUGGUGAUAGUGGAGUACUGUAGGUAUGGAAACCUAUCCACCUACCUGAGAGGCAAGAGAGAGACGUGUUCCUGCUCACAAGGAUCUCAUCUCCUACAGUUUCCAAGGUUCUCGAGCAUGAGGUUCCUCGCCUCUCGCAAGUGUAUCCACCGUGACCUGGCUGCCAGGAACAUUCUGCUGUCUGAAGACAAAGUGGUGAAGAUCUGUGGACUUUGGUCUGCCAGAGACCUCUACAAAGACCUCGACUACGUCCCGCAGGGAGACGCAAGGCUGCCAUUGAAGUGGAUGUCCCCAGAGUCCAUCUUUGACAAGGUGUUCACGACCCAGAGUGACGUGUGGUCCUAUGGAGUUCUGCUCUGGGAGAUAUUCUCUCUGGGAGCCUCUCCGUACCCAGGCCUGAACAUAGAUGAGGAGUUCUGCCACCAACUAAAGGAGGGAACACGCAUGCGACCCCCAGAGUACAGCACUCCAGAAAUUUACAGCACCAUGCUGGCAUGCUGGGAGGCUAACCCCUCAGACCGCCCCACCUUCACUGGCCUAGUGGAAACACUGGGAGACCUGCUGGAGGCACGGGUUCAACAGGAUGGGAAGGACUACAUUCCCCUGGGCACGUUCCUGUGUGGAGAGAGAGACCCAGACAGCAGCGUCCAGAGAGACUCCACAGACAGCUCCCUGACUGACCUGCAUCCACACAGACUCAUCAGUCUAGGCUACAUGAACACCAGGAGCACAGCGAAACUCAGGACCUUUGAGGAACUGCCCAGCAAGGACCCGCCUGGGCCGGACGAUGAGCAGGGAGACAGCGGGAUGGUUCUACCCUCUGAGGAACUCAAACGCCUCAAAUGGACCAGCGGUGCCAAGAGCCUCACAAGGUUCUUCACCAUCAGUACGUGCAGGGAAAACCUGGUGCSCUGCAUGUGUAAUGACAUCACUGGUCUCCAUGACGAGCCGCCUGUCCUCCCAUGCGACUGUGACUCCGAGGAGAGCUGUUCCCCUCCACCCGACUACAACUCUGCCUUCCUCUACCCCUCCCUCUGACAACUCUAUCAUAUCACACUUCUCCCUCUGGUUAGAACUGCCUUGGUUCCUCCCUCCCAGCACACCAUCACUCACCCUAACCUCCUCCCUCUGACACCCACUUCUCUAUCCCUAGUCCAUCUUUCUCCCUCCUCCCUCUGACACCUUCUCUAUCCCUAGUCCAUCUUUGUCACAGAUUAAUUAUUGAUGCAGUGCUUCAUUUCCCCAUAACAUACUAUCAGACGACUUCACUCCAAAUAUCUGUCUCUACAAACAAUUCCUCUAAAGAUUGUAUUUGAUGCUGUAGCUUCCUCAGGGGGAGAGGAGUAAGGUAUGUGAAUUACUGAGGCCUGCGUAGGGUGCCACACCCACACCACUAACAGCAGCUAAAUCCAUGAUAGUGUUAUCACAUGCAGCAACACUGCAUGUCCAUGUACCAGUCUAUUUAGUGUAGUUGGACUAUAGAGCUCAGAGGAAUCUCGGUUGUCUCCAGUGACCAUGAUGUUCCUACACCUGUAUGCUGGAAGAAUUUAUUCAUUAGAAAAUAGUGUUGCACCUAUUUAUUUACAAUAUGUUAACCUCAUGAGAUUGUGUCAAGGAAGGCAACUGCUGUCAAUGACCAUUAGACCAGUUGAUGCAGAGCUAUGGAGAAGUACUGUAGAACAUGUUUAAUAGCCACAGCCGUUUGCCCUGACUGACACAAGUAUGUAUGUAUGUAUUCAAAACAUAUUUAAACAUGUUGAAGUAAAGAAGCGUUACCACA